Sinocyclocheilus rhinocerous is the source of this 11833-nucleotide messenger RNA. RefSeq names its product serine/threonine-protein kinase SMG1-like. Gene Ontology annotation, biological process: phosphorylation; DNA repair; nuclear-transcribed mRNA catabolic process, nonsense-mediated decay. Lineage: Eukaryota; Metazoa; Chordata; Actinopteri; Cypriniformes; Cyprinidae. The record is from RefSeq and is a predicted model, not a curated record. Gene Ontology annotation, molecular function: protein binding; protein serine/threonine kinase activity. Gene Ontology annotation, cellular component: chromosome; nucleus.
AGUAGAGAAAUAGAUGGGAGGGUCAGGCCGCUGCCUCUCAGUUUCAAACACACAGUGCAUUUCAACCCUGUGCAUGGGCAUUAACUGAACGGUGAAAUUAGGGUUUGUUUGCGGACUCUUCCCGUUUUAGACGGGUCAUGCUGUCUUCGCGAAGGUAAUGAGCCGCAAAACCCUCGGGUCUCGGCUGAGCAGCGCCCACAAACUGCAGCGAAACUGGAAUGACUGGCAGCCCAGAGGCGACAGUCUGUCAGCCAGCCAGGACGGUGUGAAGAGCAGUGUCUCUAGAGACCGCGGUUCAGAAGUUCUUUUCGAUAUUCUGCCCUCUGACCAGCCUGGCACUCCACCACUGCACAAUGAUGCCUUCACUGCUGCAGAUGUACUCGAAGAAGGAGGUGGAUAUGAUGCUGAUGGAGGCCUCUCUGAAAAUACUUAUGGUCGGAAGUCGCUGGGGCAAGAGUUGAGAACCAAUGAUGUGACUACUGAUAUAACCACUUUUCAGCAUGGAAACCGUGCUUUAGCUGCAAAGGACAUGAGGAAAUCACAGGACCGACCGUUGGCUCACUCUGAGGAAUCUCGUCUGGUCAAUCUUCUGCGGAGAGCAUCACGGGAAGAUGACCGGGAACGCAGACUGGCCACUGUAAAACAAAUGAGGGAGUUCAUUGUGCACUCUGAAAAUAAAGUGGUCCUAGUGAAACAGUUGGAUUCCAUUUUGAGCACCCUGAAUGACAUUUUGAACGAGAGUAGUAAGCUUCUGCAGGAGCUUAGGCAGGAGGCCGCGUGCUGCCUGGGAGUGCUCUGUGCCACCCUCAGUUAUGAAGCCGAGAGGAUCUUUAAGUGGAUGUUCCUCAAGCUCAGUGUGUCCACAAAGGAUGAGGUGAAGCAUCUGUACCUGGUGGCAGUGCACAAGGCACUUGAAACAGCAGGGGAGAAGGCUUUUUCGACUGUAAUGCAGUUGGUGAUGAGCAGCCUUCAGUCUAUAUUAGAGAACUUGGACACACCAGAGCUGUUGUGCCAAAGUGUGAAAUGUAUUUUGCUGGUGGCCCGUUGUUAUCCACACAUAUUCAGCACCAAUUUCAGAGACACAGUGGAUAUCUUAGUAGGUUGGCAUAUAGACCACACACAGAAACAGUCUCUUACUCAACAAGUGUCUGGCUGGUUACAGAGUCUGGAGCAGUUUUGGGUGGCAGAUUUAAGCUUUUCAACUACAUUAUUGGGUCAAUUUUUGGAAGAUAUGGAGGCGUAUGCUGAGGAUUUGAGUCCUGUUGUAUCUGGGGAAUCAGGAGACGAGGACAUUCCCCCUCCCACGGUAUCCCUGCCAAAACUGGCAGCCCUGUUGAGAGUUUUUAGCACUGUUGUGCACAGCAUCGGAGAACGGUUCAACCCUAUCAGAGGGCCUCCAAUCACAGAAGCAUAUGUCACUGAUGUUUUGAAUCGUGUUUUGGCCUGUGUCACCACAGCCAAGCAGGUGUUCUUCUCGGAGGCAGUGCUGACAGCAGGAAAUGAGUGUGUGUGUGUCCUACUGGUGAGCAUGGACUUGGCCAGCCAGCUGCAGAUUGAUGCUGUAAUCUCUUAUGGCCUAGACCAGCUGGACAGCUGUCAGUGCUGCGGACCAGAAUACAGCAUGUCCGUCCUCACCCUGCUUACUCUGAUUGUUGAUCAGAUAAACACCAAAAUCCCUGCUGCCUUUGUGGAGAAGUUGCUGGCCCCAAAUUCUCAUCUCUUGGAGCUGCGCUUUCACAGAGAAAUAAAGGUGAUGACAGCCGCACAUGGAGUGUAUCAUGCUGUGCUGAGCCUAAAGAACAUCCCUACACUGGAGGCAGCUUAUAAACUGGUCUUGGGCGAGAUGGGUUGUGCGCUGAACAGUUUGCUGAGCCCUCUGGGUUUGCCUGCUGCCUGUCCUAACAUACAACAUCCUGCCUUCAGCCAGCUGCAGUUCAGCCCAGAGAGAGCAGAGUUUAUCCUUAUCUUCAACCUCAGUGCUCUCACCACCAUUGGCAACACCAAGAACUCCCUUAUCGGGAUGUGGGCUUUGUCCCCUACUGUGUUUGCCCUGCUGAGUCAGAAUCUGGUUGUAGUUCACUCUGAUUUAGCAGUUCAUCACCCUGCCGUCCAGUAUGCAGUGCUCUACACACUCUACUCUCACUGCACCAGACAUGAUCACUUUAUCUCAAGCAGCCUGAGCUCUUCGUCUCCAUCCCUUUUCGACGGUGCUGUCAUCAGCACAGUUACCACGGCAACCAAAAGGCAUUUCAGCACACUCCUUAAUUUGCUGGGUAUGCUGCUCAGCAAGGAUCAUCUCAACCCUGAGGCGAGGCGGCUGUUACUCACCUGGUCAUUAGAGGUCUCUUUGAUGAUGAAGAAAUCUGAAACCUACUCCCCUCUGUUUUCACUCCCAUCCUUCCUCAAAUUCUGCAAGGGGUUACUGGCAAAUUCCUUGAAUGAAGACCCCACCAUAUGUCUGCAGGCAUGUAACAGUCUACAGGUUCUGUCAUCUUCCUUGACCACAGAGCUUCUCCAGAGGUGUGUGGAUGUGUGCCGAGUUCAGCUAGUCCACUCAGCAGUCCGAGUCCGGCAGGCCUUUGGGAAAUUGCUGAGAUCCAUUCCCAUGCACGUUGCAUUGAGUGCCCAUAGUCACUCUGAGAUUAAGGAGAUUUCUCUGGCCAUCCGCCGACACAUGAGCAAAGUGCCUAGCAACACAUUCCACCCACAGGACUUCUCUGACCUCAUUGGGUUUAUUCUAUAUGGAACGGUCCACCGUGGGGGUAAGGAGCCCUGGUUGGAGCGGCUGUACCACAGCUGUCAGCGUCUGGAGAAGAAAGACUCUACCAUGGUGCCUCGUGCCCUGCUGAAGACUGAGGCAGUGCUGUGGCAGUGGGCGGUGUGGGAGGCCGCUCAGUUCACCGUUCUCUCUAAACUCCGGACCCCUCUGGGACGAGCCCAGGAUACAUUCCAGACCAUAGAGGGUAUGAUCCGCAGCCUGGCGGCUCACAGUCUGAACACAGAGCAGGAGUUGAGUCAGUGGAGUGGAGGAGAAAGUGAUGAGGGUCACCACACCAAUCAGCUCCGCCUAGCUCUGCUUCUACAGUUCCUAGAAAACCUGGAGAAACUCAUGUACAAUGCUUAUGAAGGCUGUGCUAGCGCUCUCACUGCACCACCUAAGGGCAUCAGAACAUUUUUCUACACAAACAGACAGACGUGCCAGGACUGGCUAACCAGAAUUCGUUUGGCACUGAUGAGAGUGGGCCUUCUCUCAGGUCAGCCGGCAGUCACGGUCCGUCAUGGCUUUGACCUGCUCACUGAGAUAAAGAACAGCAGUGCACAGGGGCCAGAAAUGGAGGUGCCAGUCACUAUGCUGGUGGAGGCGUUGUGUGAGCUGCGAUGCCCUGAAGCCAUACAAGGUCUGGCAGCCUGGAGUCUGGCCAGCACUGGCAAGAGCCUGGGCUGGCUGGGAUCAGUGGCACUGCAGGCAGAGGGAAAGUUUGAGAAGGCAGCAUUAGAGUACCAAGAGCAGCUGUGUGCUGUCACAGGGAUGGACUGCUCCAUUAAAGGCUUUGAUCACUCUCUGUUAAAACUCACUGGCUCCAACACCUCCAGCCCAAAACACACCAGCAGUGGAGAUGGAAGGAAAACUGUGUUGUUGAAGUCCAGUGAGUGUUCUCCAGAAGUGCUCAACUUCCUGGCUAAUAAGGCCUGUGAGUGUUAUGUGGCCCUGAGUGACUGGGAGUCCAUGCAGGAGUGGCAGGCCAGCAUGAUGAACCUCAAAAAGAACAGCAGCAGUUCCAGUGUCAACCUCAAAACAGACUUUAACUACAUCAGAGCUCUGAGCGGGUUUGAGGAGGGGGAUUUCACAGAGUGCCGUACCCAGCUGGAGUUGCUCCCCGGGGAGGAUUAUGGUCUUCUCAACUCUACAACUAAGGACAAGAUUGACCUGAAGAGGCUUCUUCCUGCUGUGUUGAGCCCAGACCCGUCAGAGCUCCAGAAGGCCAUUGAGGUACAGCUUCUCAGAAGCGCUGUGGGAGCCAUCACUGCGACCAAUCACGAACAGGACCAGAAGGUUCUCGCAUCGUCUGACACCCUGGUGAAGUACCUGAAACAGACGGGUCGCAUCUCUCUGGGUCCCCUGCGUCUCUCCACUCUCACCCUAUCUGACUCCUUGCCCACCCUCAGCACCCUGCAGCUGCACUGUGCCAACUCUCUAGAGAACUCCCUCUGCAACCAGCACCCAGAGGACUGUCUAAUUCCGCUCUUCAGUGAAGCUUUGACCACCUGCAAGCAGCAGGAUGUUCAGCCGUGGCUGCAUGCUCUCCGAUACACUACUUUCCAAAGGCAGCUCUUCCAAAAACUCAAAGGUUUGUCUGCUCCAGUGGACUCUCAUCUGAUGGAGCUUUGUCUGACUGCGGUGAAAUUUGCUCGUAAGCAAGGAAAUAUUGCCCUGGCCACACAUCUGCUGAGUCUGUGCAACAAGCCAUCAGUGGGUGACUCUGAAGGUCAGGACCUGGUGCAAAGCUUCAGGCAGCUGUCACUAGAGGGCACUGUUGGGGAGAAGUGGGGACCAGAGCUGGAGAUCGAAAAGGCUAAAGUUCUGUUUGCUGCUGGUCAGUCUGUAUCUGCUAUGGAAAUGCUGAGUUCCUGUGCGCUUUCAUACUGUCACUCUGGAAAGUGUGAGCGUGCUGCCUGUCGCUCUGUGCUUACGCUUUGCAAAUGGCUUUUGGCCGACUGGAAAGAUCUGACUCCACAACUCAAAAUGGUGGUGAAGAGGAACUCUGGUUCUACCAGCCUCUCAGCUCUCUCCAUAAACAUCUCUGGUCUGUUGGAGCUGCCGCUGGAAGAUCAGGGAAUGCCACAUAUUACAACAGAGACUACAGUCAGUGUUGGUGUUGGGGAGCCAGACUUCGUCCUUGGGCAGCUGUACCAGCUCUCAACUACUCAGGCUCCUGAAGUGGCCAAAUCAUGGGCUGCUCUGGCCAGCUGGGCGUACAGAUGGGGCAGGAAGGUUGUGGACAAUGCCAGUCAAGGAGAAGGGGUUCCUUUACUCCUUGGAGAGAAGAAAGAAAUUGAGGACUUGCUCCCAGCAGGCACCAGUGAUGAGGACAAGGAAACCAUUUUUGGCAUUUUGGGUCAAGCCAUGUGUCGCCCAGCAGGAAUUCAGGUUAUGGAGUUCACAAGCAGCGAUGAUGUCAUUGUCAUGGCAACCCUCCGUCUGCUGCGCUUGCUUGUGAAGCACGCUGGGGAGUUAAGAGAGGGUCUGGAGCACGGCCUGGCAUCCACCCCCACUGCACCCUGGAGAGGUAUCAUCCCUCAGUUAUUCUCCAGACUAAAUCACCCUGAGGCUUACAUCCGCCAGAGCAUCUGCAGCCUGCUGUGUAGAGUGGCCCAAGAUUCCCCCCACCUAAUCCUCUACCCUGCCAUUGUGGGAUCUAUCUCUCUCGGCGGAGAGGCUCAGGCUGCAGGUAACAAGCUGCUGUCUUCCCUGCCAACCCUGCUUGGGAACAUGCAGGGAGAGGCUCUUUGUGGAGGUGAGAGUGAGACGGGCAGCGGGCCAACUUCUCAAGAGAGCAGCCGUGGGGAAGAGAUGGUGAUGUAUUCUAGUGAGGACCAAGCCAUGAUGCAGGACUGCUACAGCAAUAUCGUAGACAAGCUCUCUUCCGCCAACCCCACCAUGGUGCUGCAGGUGCAGAUGUUGGUGGGCGAGCUGAGAAGGGUCACUCUGCUCUGGGACGAGCUCUGGCUGGGGGUCUUGCAGCAGCAACACAUGCACGUUCUGCGCAGGAUUCAACAGCUGGAGGACGAGGUGAAAAGAGUUCAGAACAACAACACUCUGCGCAAGGAUGAGAAGGUGGCUAUUAUGAGAGAGAAGCAUUCUGCUCUGAUGAAGCCUGUGGUUUUUGCACUGGAUCACGUGCGCAGCAUCACGGCUGCUUCGGCAGAGACUCCUCACGAAGCGUGGUUUCAGGAGACAUACGGAGAGGCCAUCCACAAUGCUUUAGAGAGACUGAGGAACCCUCUUAAUCCAGCCAAUCCUGCCAGCAGCUGGGUGCCCUUCAAACAGAUCAUGCAGAGCUUGCAGCAGAGAGCACAGAAACGGGCCAGUUAUCUCCUGCUGCUUGAUGAGAUCAGCCCCCGCCUGACUGCCAUGACCAACACAGAGAUGGCGCUGCCAGGAGAGGUGUCUGCUACAGAUGCAGUCACCAUCCAGAGUGUGGGCAACACCAUCACCAUUCUGCCAACUAAAACCAAACCUAAGAAGCUCUACUUCCUAGGCUCUGAUGGCAGAAACUAUCCAUACCUAUUCAAAGGAUUGGAGGACUUGCAUUUGGAUGAGAGGAUCAUGCAGUUCUUGUCUAUUGUCAACACCAUGUUCACUAAAGUGAAUCAACAGGAGAGUCCAAGGUUUCAUGCCCGUCAUUAUUCUGUCACACCGCUGGGCACCAGAUCAGGCCUUAUCCAGUGGGUGGAUGGAGCCACUCCACUAUUUGGCCUGUACAAACGCUGGCAGCAGCGUGAGGCUGUGGUCCAAGCCCAGAAGGCACAGGACUCCUUCCAGCAACCUCAGAAUCUUCCCAUGGUUCCACGGCCCAGUGAGCUCUACUACAGUAAGAUCAGUCCUGCCUUAAAGGCUGUCGGGCUUAGUUUAGAUGUGUCGCGCCGUGACUGGCCGUUGAGUGUCAUGAGAGACGUUCUCCGAGAGUUAAUGGAGGCUACACCCCCUAACCUCUUGGCAAAGGAGCUCUGGUGCUCCUGUACCACCCCCAGUGAGUGGUGGAGUGUGACUCAGUCUUAUGCCAGAUCCACUGCUGUAAUGUCAAUGGUGGGAUACAUCAUUGGUUUGGGGGAUCGUCACCUUGACAACGUGCUGAUUGAUAUGACGACAGGCGAGGUGGUACACAUUGACUACAAUGUCUGUUUUGAGAAGGGAAAAAGCUUGAGAGUACCAGAGAAGGUUCCUUUCCGUAUGACACACAACAUUGAGACGGCUUUGGGGGUCACAGGGGUGGAGGGCAUCUUUAGACUGUCCUGUGAACAGGUGAUCCAGAUAAUGCGACGUGGAAGAGAGACCCUCUUGACUCUUUUGGAGGCGUUUGUGUAUGACCCCCUGGUGGAUUGGACAGCAGGUGGUGAGGUGGGCUUUGCAGGGGCUGUGUACGGAGGAGGUUGUCAGCAAGCAGAGAACAAGCAGAGCAAGAGAGAAAUGGAGCGAGACAUCACACGCAGCCUCUUCUCCUCCCGUGUGGCUGAGAUUAAGGUGAACUGGUUCAAGAAUCGUGAUGAGAUGAUUGGUGUGCUGCCGCAGGUGGAGGAGGAGGUUGAUGAGUACCUAAACCUGCAGGAGCAGCUCACACAGGUGGAGAAAGUACAGGGCAAGCUGCUGGAGGAGAUGGAGUUCCUGGAGGGAGCCGACACCAGAGCAGAUCAUCCCAUCCACUCCCUGGAGCACAGAUACUCCGAGCACACUCAGUUGCAGUCCAGGCAGAGGACUGUACAGGAUGCCAUUCAGGGGAAGUUGUCAGAUCUGGAUCAGUGCAUCUCUCAGUAUCAAGCUGCCUUUUCCAGUCUAGAGGCCACCCAGCUUGCCAGCCUCCUCCAGGAGAUCAGCAGCCCUAUUGAUUUAGGUCCACCCAGCUAUGUGCCAGCAACAUCUUUCUUGCAGAAUGCAGGCCAAGCACAUCUUAUUAGCCAGUGUGAGGCGCUGGAGGCGGAGGUGAGCGCUCUGUUACAGCAGCGGCGCUCUCAGCUGUGUGGCUGUCUCGAGCACCUGCACAGCUAUGCCACCGUGGCCUUGCUGUAUCCCCGUGCGGUGCUGCUCAGGCACAGAGUUCACACGUGGAAACAGUGGAUGGAGGAGCUGGUUUGUGACAUGACUGUCGAUCACUGCCAGACUGUCUAUCACCAGUAUGAAAUGCAGUUUGCACCCCACACCCCUCCUGCCACAUGUCAGUUCCUGUCUAGCAUCGAGAUGGCGCUGCAGCACCACGCAGCAGAAACCAACACUCGACUGAUGCGGCAGGUAGAGCGUCUGAAGGCAGAGGGCGCCGGUGUGCCCGUUUGUGAGGAGCAGCUGCAGGAGAUAGAGCGCUGUAUCAAAGUCUUCCUGCACGAGGAUGCUGAGCUCGGGUCCUUCAGUCUAGCCGGCAUCAUCGUCUCUGCCCUCUGUGCCCUCAUCAGGCGUAACCUGGUGAUGGAGGGAGCUGCAGCCAGUGCCGGAGAGCAGCUGGUGGAGCUGACGUCUCGUGAUGGUGCCUGGUUCCUGGAAGAGCUCUGCAGUAUGAGUGGAAACAUCACAUGUCUUGUGCAACUUUUGCAGCAGUGCCAGCUUCUGUCACAUGACCUGGAUAUCCUCAGUCUUGCCGAGACUUUGCAAGUUGUCUACCUGGCCAAUGGUGUCUACACCUGCCUUCAGGAGCUCAACACAAACUUCCGUCAGAUCAUCUUCCCAGAGGCUCUGCGCUGCAUGCUGAAGGGAGAAAAUACAUUAGAGACCAUGCUAGCGGAGCUCGAUGCGCUUAUCGAUCAGUGCGCAGAUGGGGUUUCGCUGCAGGGACUGGGGGAGGUUCUGCAAGCUCACCUUCGUAACACCGCCAUGGGCCUGGAGGAGGAUCCAGAUGACCACUAUCUGGAUAUCACCAGGGAUUUACGGGCCCAGUACUCAGAACUGAUCCAGCCACGCAGCAUGGAGAGCUCCGUGCAGGAAACGCCCAAGAUGAGUGCCGGUCAGAUGUUGUUGGUAGCUUUUGAUGGCAUGUUUGCACAGCUGGAGACUGCUUUUGGACUUCUGAUUGACAAGCUGAACUCUAUGGAUGUGCCUGCUGCCUGGAGAAAGGUGGAUGUGAUUCGGGAGUCCAGAGCUACGCAGGUCCAUUUCUUUGAUAAUGUGCAGACCAGGCAGGUCUUGGAUGAGAUUUUCUUCCUGAAGAGACUCCAGACCAUCCGAGACUUCUUCCGUUUGUGCGGAUCAUUUGCACAGACGCUAUCUGGAACGUGUCCUACACCCACUGAUGAGCCUCUACCCUCUAAUGGCCCAGUACCCAUAGUGAAACCCAUGUACCGAGGCUCCACUGUAGUGAGCGAGGACCAGAUGAUGCGGCCCAUCAAAGCCUUCACGGCAGACUUUGUGAGGCAGAUGCUAAUGGGGCUCCCCACCCAGGCUCUGGGCCUAGCCAUUUGCAGUGCUCUCAGUGCCCUCGGCAUGGAUCUCAUAGCCCAGGUGGAGGCCAAGGACUUUGGCGCUGAGGGGAAAGUGUCUAUGGAUGAUCUGUGCAAGAAAGCAGUAGAGCAAGGGGUGCAGGCAGGACGGAUAUCCCAGCUGCUGCUCAAUAGGGCCACAGUGCUGGCCAGCUCCUACGACACAGCCUGGAAAAAACUGGACCUGGUACGACGUCUAGAAGUCAGCAUUGAAGCUUAUAAGGUCAGCCUGCAGAGGACUCAGCUUCACAUCACUAUGUUCCAGUGGCAGCAUGAGGACAUUCUCGGUGCGAGGACGCAGCCCAUGACCGUCAGUCCCCCGCCUCGUUCCAUCAUCCUCAGCAACAUGAAGAAGAAGCUCUACAAACUCAGUCAGGAUGAAGCUUCUAUUGGCAGCGUUCAGGAGAAGUUGGCAGGUCUAGAGGGCAGCAUAGAGCAGAGGCUGAAGUGGGCCGGUGGUGCAAACCCUGCACUCGCCCCAGUGCUGCAGGACUUUGAGGCCACUAUAGCAGAACGCCGUGCCCUGGUUUUGAAGGAGAGUCAGCGUGCCAACCAGGUUACUUUUCUCUGCAGCACCAUUCUCAACUUCGAAGGUCUGCGUACCCGCACUCCAGAAGCCUUGAACAUGGAUGCCACACUUUUUGAACUUGUGAAACGGUGUCAGACAACCUGUUCCUAUGCUGCCCAGUUCAGCACCUCCGUUUCCUCUCUGGAACUUCAGCUGCUGCUUAGACUGAGUCCUGCCAUGGAUCUGUCCAUUGGUGGGCCUGAGUGGCUUGUGUACGCACAGAAUCACCUCACCCAGGAGAUGUCCAGUCAGAGAGCCAUGCAGGAGGAAAGAGAGCAGCAGCUGGAGAGAGUGACCGAAACCCUUCAGCUGCUGGUGGACUCCAUUAAAGGCAUCCUGUCCAAUCACAACCGCCAACUUGCUGAUGUUAAGCACCUCCUGCGUGCCAUGGCAAAGGAUGAGGAAAAUGCCCUUGCAGAGGGAGAGGAAGUGACUUAUGAGGGCAGCGUGCGUCAGUUCCUGUCAGAAUACAAGGCAUGGCAGGAUAAUGUGCAGAUAGUACUUUUCACGGCAGUGCAAGCUACAGGUCAACCACGCAGCCAGGAGCAGGUUGAGCUGCUGCAGGAGAUCCCUGCCACCCUGAAGGAGCUAAAGGUUCAGAGCCAGAGCAUCUACAAUGGCUUGGUGAGCUUCAUGUCCCAGAAUGCCCGCAAAGCACUUCCUCGAAACUUUGGGACCCCAGUGGACACUCCCCCCAGCACUCUGAUGAUCAACAGUAAAGGACUGGCCCCAAGCCCCAAAAGAGCCGUGCGGGAUCCCAAAACUGGGAGAGCCGUGCAAGAGAGGAAUUCCUAUGCUGUUAGUGUGUGGAAGAGGGUGAAGGCCAAACUGGAAGGGAGAGAUCUGGACCCUAACAGGAGAAUGAGCGUCACUGAGCAGGUGGAUUAUGUCAUCAAGGAGGCGACAAACUUGGACAACCUGGCACAGUUGUACGAGGGAUGGACAGCAUGGGUGUGAACGGGAUCCUUGUAGAUCACUUUGGUCCAGCGAGGGUAGAAAUCCACUGGGUCUGGGGCAAUGGAGCCACAGAGCACCAUGCAGGAAAGGGGGGGGGUGUAGAGAGCCUCCCUCUGGCCCACACCGGAUCCCCGUAGCACAGCUACACCCGGCGAUCCAGCUAACACAAUGAAAUGGGUCUGCAUCUGUCUCCCCAAGAUGUGUGGGGAGCUCACCAAGAUGGGGAGGCGGGGUGGGGUGGACAAGGCACAUGCGGCUUGAACUACCCCCCCAACCAACCCCUGUAUCAACACCAACAAAUAAACGUCUGUCAACUAUCAAAACUAAUAGGAUUUGCCACAGGGAAAAUUUGCAGGAGUUUAUCCACUCUUAGAGCAAAGGUCUGCGGUAAUUAGCGAGUUUCUAGACUGCAUUUGUGCGAGAGUGGAGGGAAAGGGUGAUCCGGUCUUGGAGGGAUCCUAUGGCCUCUGUUUUUGAAUGGCUCUGGGUCAGGCACGACUUGCGGCUGGGUUGUCUCCUGCUGGAGCGGGUGUGGAGGGCUGUGUGACCAGAAGGCUCAAAGGACUCCAUUUGAAGCCAGAAGGCCUUUGGCAGACCUUAGAGUUCGUUCUUAACCACAAAAAAGACCUUUUCCCUUCAAGUAUAUAUAGAAAACGCUGCAAAAUGAACUUUUUACACCUUCACCAAUGUACUGCACAGAUUUCACAAUUAAAAGGCAAAUCGCAAAGUGGCUUUGGGAACAUUCACUGUCACGUGUUUCUGAAUGUUUGGCACAAUGAAUGAUGUGCUUGGAGUUGGUAAGUGCUCAGUCUCUGAUUUGAUCGUUGAGUUCGUUGCUUUUUUUCUUAGUAUGCAUCUCUGAUCUUGUUUGUGUAUUGUAGAUUCUUUCUCCCUUUCCUUCUUUGCUAUGGAUUUAGUCUAGAUUGCUCCUUUUUUUGACUUGCCUGUGGAAGUGUAUCAUCGCUGAUGCAUGUCCCCAUUAAAGCUUGCGUUUUACUGAUCUUGACCUAGUUUUACAUUUUUAGUGGGAGAAAUAAGUAAAGGAAUAGUGAUGUGGUGAUGGUUACAAUAUUGUUGUCUCUUAAUGGUUUUACUCCACUUUGUUGGUCAAAUAAAACUCUAAUUAAA